GUAAAACUGUUUCUGGAACAUCGAAGAUGGAUUAUCCCAAAAUGGAUUAUUUUCUGGAUGUCGAGUCUGCGCAUAGACUCUUGGAUGUUGAGUCAGCUCAAAGAUUCUUCUACAGCCAAGGAGCUCAAGCUCGCCGGGCGACCCUGCUUCUGCCUCCCACAUUAAUGGCGGCAUCUUCGGAGGACGAUAUAGACCGGCGGCCCAUCAGAAGAGUCCGCUCCAAGAGCGACACUCCGUACCUCGCGGAGGCCAGGAUCUCCUUCACCCUGGGGGCAGAUCCUCUCAGCUCAAAACUGAUCCUCAACACCGAGGGCUCCUGGAAGACAUCAUCUCACAUCUUUUGAACGUUUAUGUAAUAGAAUAUAGAGGUUUGGUCUGUUAUAUAACAGAAAUGUGGC
Messenger RNA from Lagenorhynchus albirostris (white-beaked dolphin), 398 nucleotides. RefSeq names its product phosphatase and actin regulator 1-like. The record is from RefSeq and is a predicted model, not a curated record. Bases 27 to 344 code for a protein of 105 amino acids. NCBI's taxonomy places the organism in Eukaryota, Metazoa, Chordata, Mammalia, Artiodactyla, Delphinidae. The transcript has 3 exons.